Limulus polyphemus (Atlantic horseshoe crab) is the source of this 4375-nucleotide messenger RNA. RefSeq names its product mitotic checkpoint protein BUB3-like (gene Bub3). The coding region runs from base 120 to 1112 and encodes 330 amino acids. The record is from RefSeq and is a predicted model, not a curated record. NCBI's taxonomy places the organism in Eukaryota, Metazoa, Arthropoda, Merostomata, Xiphosura, Limulidae. Gene Ontology annotation, cellular component: bub1-bub3 complex; mitotic checkpoint complex; kinetochore. Gene Ontology annotation, molecular function: ubiquitin binding. The transcript is spliced from 6 exons. Gene Ontology annotation, biological process: mitotic spindle assembly checkpoint signaling.
UAUCUAUUUUAGAAUAAGUAACCGGGUGUAACGAAAUUUUGCGAGAUAAUCGUUUGACUACUAAAUGUUGGUAAAUACCUCUUUAGGGUCGAAAUAAUUAAGAUAUUUCUAAUAUCAUCAUGAAACUUCAAGGUGAGACUCCAAAUGAAUAUAAACUAGAAAAUCCACCCACAGAUUGUGUAUCCUCUGUGAAGUUUGGACCAAAUUCUAACCAGUUUUUGUUGGCUAGUUCCUGGGAUUGUAGUGUCAGACUCUAUGAUGUAAUCAGCAACACCAUGAGACUGAAAUAUAACCAUUCUGGUCCUGUUUUAGAUUGUUGUUUUCAGGAUGCAGUCCAUGCUUGGAGUGGGGGAUUAGAUUGUCAGGUGAAAGUGUUUGAUUUCAAUUCCAGUACAGAAAGCUUGGCAGGUAACCAUGAUGCUCCAGUGCGAUGUGUGGAGUUCUGUCCUGAAGUAAAUAUGAUCAUCACAGGCAGCUGGGACCAGACAGUGAAACUAUGGGAUCCACGGACACCAUGUGGUGCAGGAACCUUUUCUCAGCCAGAUAAGGUAUACACCAUGGCAGUUUGUGGACAGAAACUAAUUGUUGGAACUGCUGGAAGAAGGGUUUUAGUAUGGGAUCUGAGGAACAUGGGCUAUGUCCAACAACGCAGAGAGUCCAGCUUGAAAUAUCAAACCCGCUGCAUUCGCUGUUUUCCUAAUAAACAAGGCUAUGUCCUGAGUUCCAUUGAAGGAAGAGUGGCAGUUGAGUAUCUGGAUCCUAGUCCAGAUGUCCAGAAGAAGAAGUAUGCUUUUAAGUGUCACAGAAUCAAGGAUAGUAGUGGUAUGGAAUACAUUUACCCAGUAAAUGCCAUCAGUUUUCAUAAUGUUUACAACACCUUUGCUACUGGAGGUUCAGAUGGCUAUGUCAACAUUUGGGAUGGUUUCAACAAAAAAAGGUUGUGCCAGUUCCACAGGUAUCCCACCAGCAUAUCUUCACUUUCAUUCAGUACUGAUGGCACUGUCUUGGCCAUUUCAUCCUCUUUUUUGUAUGAACAGGAAGAUGUCAAAGAAAUUCCACCAGAUGCCAUUUACAUCAGGAAUGUAACUGACCAAGAAACUAAACCAAAAUAAAGCUGACAUUUUUCAUUACUUGAAAUUUAUUCAAGUAAUGCACCUCCUGUACCUUGUACAAUGAAUGAAAUUUUUAAACAUUUCAUUCUUUCAUUUUAUAGUCAACAAAAAAAAAAGCAAAUUGCCCAAGAAUUAAAAAAGUUUUAUUUAACAAAAUAUACACAUUAAUACAUUAAGUGUGUUGAAAAUGUUUUAAACAUCAUAAAUCAGAAGCCAUGAAAAAAAAAAUACUAUGUUAUGAAUAUUUCUUUUUUUUAGUAUAAUAAACAUUGAUUUUAAAUGUCUCUCUAUUUUAUUUUGCUGUAAUAGAUAUAGGUAUGUUUAGUUACACACAGGUUUUUAAUAUUCUGUUAGUUUUCUAAGAUAUGUUUUAUUUAAAGAGAUAAGCAGUAUGUGAGAUGAAAAGAAAGUUCUAAAUGGCAUUUCUGAUUGGUGCCUUUGUUGGCACGUGAUCCUUAGUCCUAAUAAAACUCAAACUAAUACUUUUUACUGCUAUAAGGAAAAUAUUUCAAGAAAUUCUUGCAAAUUAAAAUUUCCCUAAAUGUCUUUUCAUCAAUCUUGUCAAAAACUAGUAAAUUUCUGUGUAUAAGUUGUCACCAAAGGCUAACUUGGUGACCUCAUGUGUAUGAAAUUAUUAUUAAAAAAAUAGGUUUCUUCACAAAAUCUUGGCAUCUCAUCAUGGUUGCAUAACAUCCUCCUUUCAGUUUAGUUAUUUAUUAGACCUCUAAUUGAAUACAGUUGCAUGACCACUUCCCCAUGUUCAAUUUUAUGUUUAAGAAGCUAAAAAAAAACAAGGUGUAUAGUCACAAAGUGAGCUUACCAUUUACCAGUCCACAAAUUCACUACAAUCAGCCAAUAAUUACUCCGGAAAAGCUCUAAAUAAUGGUUCAUUAACCAAACAGUUUCUCACCUUAGCUGCCACACCUAACUUUUGAAAUAAAUACAAAUCUACGCGUAUAUUGACAAUGUAAUUUCAUAUGUGAAGUGCCAAUAUGCACAUACAUCAUUAUUUAAUUUUUUAACACUAUACACUUACUGCAUAUUUUCACUUGUUUUUAAGUCACACCAGUUUUUGUGACUCUUUAUAAUGAAGUUUAUGUUGCACUUUUUUCAUCUAUUUUUGGCUAUGAAAUUAAGUUUUUAUUAAAAGUGCAUGGUUCAACAUCGAUCAUGGUCCACAAAGCCUGGGGCCAGUAGAAAUUGCGGUUUUACUUGUUACAACAUAACACCAGCUUAAUUGUGCCAGUUGACUUUUUGAAUUAAAAGUGUACAGUACAGAGUAUGUAUUUAUACAUACAACUGCCAUUUCAUUAACCCCAUAGAAUGAGCUAGCAUCCUUAAAGACUAAGGAAAAAGAAAUAAAAAAUUCCUUUUUCCUUUUAAUGUUCUGCACUCAGGUAAUGAGUUGACACAAACUCUCCCGCUGCACAUCAUAUUUGUACGAUCAGAAUCUGGCCAUAUGCAAUGAUAUGACAGUGAAAAAAAUGUUAUGUUUCUUGUUAGUUUCCCAGACUUGCUGAUAAAACUAGCAGCUUCUUUUUAGUGGGAAUUCAGCAUUUUGUUUACACUAUUAUUCAGGCUCACAAUAAGCAUAGCAGGUGCCUGUCUGCUGUGACUUGAGCAAAUAAUCCACAAGAUGCCUUGAUACAGCACAUGGAAGCUGGACAAAGGGAGCAACCAUUGUUUUUCACUUGUUUUAUUUCUUGACUUAACAUCAGUAUCUCAAAACUAAAAUUGUCCAUUAAAAACACUAGCUCAGUAGCUAAAAGGGCCAAUAGCUAAAACACUAAAUGUAAAACUCUGAAGAUACUUUUUUUGUGGUCUUGUUCAUCCUCAUGCUUUAACUUGAGAUUCAAACACAUCACAAAAGUAGGUUUGAAACAAAAGUCUUUAUGUAAUUGAAUAAUAAACUUAUUAACAGUUUCAAGUUUUUUUAGAUAUUCUUUUAUCUAUUAUACAAGGACAUUGUAAUUACACUUCAAAAUUUCUUUGGUUGAAACAUUUAAAAUCUGCAUAAACAAGAAAUGACAAUAACAUGAGUUUACAUUUUACAAGUUGUUUAGCAAGAUCAUAUCGAAGUGUCUUUUUAGACCUAAUGAAGUGAACAGUAGGUAUAGAAUAGUUAAGCCAUCUACACAACAAGUAUUGUUAAGCAAUGUUAUUGAUUUAAAAAAAAAUGGAUAUGUACAUCAUUUAAAGAACAUUCCAUUAGCCCAGAUUACUUUUUUUUAUCUUGUAUGUUACCAAACUGAGUAGGAAUGAUUUAUAAGUAUUAAGUAGAAAAGUUAUAAAUAAUUAUGCAAUUUCAAGUGGUCAACUUCAGGAAAUGCUUUAGAAUAAACAUUGUGUAGUAAAUAAACUUUAUCUUGAUUAGCCACCACUAAGGAGGGGGACCUAAAUCCUGACCUUUCCUAAGCUUCAAAUUUAUUGCAGAUAUUAAUUCUUAUCAUUGCAGACUUUCUUUCCAGAAACUCUUAAAAACUGUAAAUGAGAACUAUUCUUCUUAUUUGAUGACAAGGAACCCACUUUGAGACUAAUGUACCUGAUGAUGACAAAAACUUGUCAAAAUGUCGUACAUUUGCUGUUAUGUUAAACUUAUAUUAAAGUUUUUUCUUCAUUACCCAUUCAAGCCGUCUUUAUGCAUUAAUAUUCUUAUUUAUUUAAAUAAAAUGUUUUGACCAUUGCUUAUCACUUUCUUUAUCAUAAUGUUUUUCUUUACAUGCUUAUUCAAGUUUAAUCUACCUAUAGCCAGACAAAUGUCAGUGUUCUUGGUCAGAUUAAUUAGGUAUUUGAACACAGGAAACAUAGUUGUAACUGAUUUUAAGUUUAAAAAUUAUAUUUUCUUCACUCUCGUGAAAUCUUUUAAAUAUGAGAUUUCAAUAAUGUCCAGUCAACUUCAGCUCCCAGCCAAAGGCAGAAAUCUUGUACUAAUACAUAGUGUGAAAACAAAAUGGUAAUAAGUCUUAGUGAACAUUUAUAUUCACACAUUUUGCUAUUUAUUUUCUAGUAUGUUUCUAAGACCAAUCAGGAAAAUAGGUUGCAAUGAUGAUGUAUUAAAGACAUUUUACAAGUGAAAUCAGUAACUUACUACAGUUUAUUUAUGAACAGGGUGUCUAUGUGAUUGCUUAACUGGAUGAAAGUCUGGCUCACUUGUGUUCAACCCAUCCUUUCUCUGAAAGGAGAUUGCAUGUGAAUGACAACAGCUAUUCACAAAAAUUGUCUGUAUUACAGAUCUUAAUAAAAAUCACUUUUGUUUUUAUUUA